UGUCCAGUGCUGUAAAAUAGAGCUUUACUGCUUUGCUUAAUAAAUUACUUACUGUGAUUAAAUAGCUGACAGCUUACAACAGUCAUACAGCGACAAAGUAAGCAGUCUAUCUAUACUAACUUGCUAUAAGGUUCAGCAAAUCUGUAGACAUAAGCUGCAAUGUAGAGAAUAACAUUCUUAGGAAGUAUAUGACUGACAGAACUUGUCUAGCAAUUCUUAUAGCUGCUGAAAAGCAUGACUUCCUGUUCUGUUGUUCAUAAACCUCCAGUCAGAAGGGUUGCUAUCUUUGGAGGAACUCAUGGUAAUGAAUUAUCAGGGGUAUUUUUGGUCAAGCACUGGCAAGAGAAUGGAGCUGAAAUUCAAAGAACAGGAAUGGAAGUGAAACCAUUUCUUACGAACCCAAGAGCUGUGAAGAAGUGUACUAGGUACAUUGACUGUGACCUGAACCGUGUUUUUGACCCUGAUAAUCUUGGCAGGACAGUGGUGGAAGAUAUUCCAUAUGAAGUGAGAAGGGCUCAGGAAAUCAAUCAUAUAUUUGGUCCAAAAGGUAGUGAUGAUGCCUAUGACCUUAUUUUUGACCUUCACAACACCACUUCUAACAUGGGUGGUACCCUUAUUCUUGAAAACUCCAGGGAUGACUUUACAAUUCAAAUGUUUCAUUAUAUCAAGAAUGCUUUGGCUCCAGAAUGCUGUCCCGUUUUGCUGAUUGAACAUCCUAACUUGAAAUAUGCAACAACCCGAUCUGUAGCAAAACAUCCUGUUGGUGUGGAGGUGGGUCCUCAGCCACAAGGUGUUGUUAGAGCCGAUACUUUGGACAAAAUGAGGAAGAUUGUCAAACAUGGCCUUGAUUUUGUUCAACUUUUUAAUGAAGGAAAAGAAUUUCCACCAUGUACAAUUGAGGUUUAUAAAAUAAUGGAGAAAGUAGAUUAUCCCAGGAAUAAAAAUGGUGAAGUUAUUGCUAUUAUUCACCCUAAACUGCAGGAUCAAGAUUGGCAGCCACUGAACAAUGGUGAUCCUCUAUUUUUAACACUUGAUGGAGAAGUAAUUGCAUAUAAAGGGGACUGUACAGUCUAUCCAACAUUUAUUAACGAAGCUGCGUAUUAUGAAAAGAAACAAGCUUUUGUAAAAACAAUCAAAAUGGAACUCACUGCAAAACAUAUCAGAUCCUCAGUUUUAGACCAGAGUACUUCUUGAAAACUUUUUACAAGUUAUCCUUACAAAUAGUGGAUUUCUUCUCUGUGAAAUUCAGUGCCAUUCAGUAGUUAUUCACAGACUAAAUAUAUACAGAAUCUAAUUUUAAAUUGUAAUUUAAUUAACAUUGUUGAGAACUUUUAAGAUGAAAGAUAAUGUCAUAAUGCUAAUUAUGACUACUUUUUACUUGUUCUAAUAGAUUACUAUAGAUACAAAUAAUAUUUUUAUGAAGUUUGAUAGUUUAUUCUAUAUAAAAUAAUUAUAUGUUAUAUAUUACAAUAUACAAGAUAUAUUGAUGAGUAGCUAUAAAGAAUCUAUCCAGAAUUACAUAGAAAGUAAAAGUUAAGCCCCCCAAACUACAUGAUAAAGAAGAAAAUACAGCAAUUAUUUUUUUUAACUUUUUUUUUUUUAACUUACUGUCUCCACCUCCUGCUUGUAACAUUUCCAAAUAAAGUUUGCAUCAACUGUUGUGCCCUGAAAAGUUUCAAAAAACAAGGCAGGAUUUAGGUAAUUAUGCAGGCUGUGUUGAAGAACAAUGCACUAAUCAUACCUGACUAUAUGAGAAUGGAAAUUAAGAAGAAAUCUGUAUGGGGAGACAUCGGAAUUUCAAGACUGACUUAUUCUGUAUUUGUAGAAAGAAAGCCUGUCAUACUAGCUGAAAAAGAGAAGAAGAUGAGGAUUUAAUUAACUUUUUACAGAUGUUUUAAAUGUAUUUGACAAUAAUCAGAGACAGAAAAAACUUUAAGAACUUUGCAUAAAUUCUGAAAGCACACAAUAAUUAGCUGUUUACUAACUGAUUUGUUACCAACAUAACCCCUAAAGUAUAUACUUCAAAAAGUGAUGUCCUCCUUAUUUGCUACUAAGCCAAAAACCUUUUUAGCUACCUUUGUGUAACUUUACAGAAAUAAAAUAAAAAUACAGGACAGAAUGAGA
This is a messenger RNA of Anas platyrhynchos (mallard), 2124 nucleotides long. It is a transcript of the gene ASPA, whose product is annotated as aspartoacylase. Gene Ontology annotation, cellular component: cytosol. Gene Ontology annotation, molecular function: hydrolase activity, acting on carbon-nitrogen (but not peptide) bonds, in linear amides; hydrolase activity, acting on ester bonds. The record is from RefSeq and is a predicted model, not a curated record. Lineage: Eukaryota; Metazoa; Chordata; Aves; Anseriformes; Anatidae.